Messenger RNA from Nestor notabilis (Kea), 1419 nucleotides. RefSeq names its product leucine rich repeat neuronal 2 (gene LRRN2). The record is from RefSeq and is a predicted model, not a curated record. Gene Ontology annotation, molecular function: protein binding. Lineage: Eukaryota; Metazoa; Chordata; Aves; Psittaciformes; Psittacidae.
GCCGUGCCCCAGGACCUGCCCGAGGGGACCCAGACCCUGCUCCUGCAAAGCAACAACAUCGCCAGGCUGGAGCAGAGCGAGCUGGACUAUCUCCACAACCUCUCGGAGCUGGACCUGUCGCAGAACAGCUUCACUGCCGUGUGGGACUUCGGCCUCAGGAGCAUGCCCCAGCUGCUCAGCCUGCACCUGGAGGAGAACCAGCUUUCCGAGCUGCCCGACAGCAGCUUCCCGGGGCUGGGCAACCUGCAGGAGCUCUACCUGAACCACAACCAGCUCCGCAGCAUCGCGCCCCGCGCCUUCGCCGCUCAAAAAAAAGGGCUCAGCAGCCUCUUGCGCCUCCACCUCAACUCCAACCUGCUGCGGGCGGUCGACAGCCGCUGGUUCCAGAUGCUGCCCAGCCUGGAGAUCCUCAUGAUCGGAGGCAACAAGGUGGACGUGAUCCUGGACAUGAACUUCAGGCCCUUGGCCAACCUGCGGAGCUUGGUUUUGGCUGGGAUGAACCUGAGGGAGAUCUCGGACUACGCGCUGGAAGGGCUGCGGAGCCUCGAGAGCCUCUCCUUCUAUGACAACAAGCUGGUGAACGUCCCCAAGCGGGCGCUGCAGCAAGUUCCCGGCCUCAAGUUCCUGGAUCUGAACAAAAACCCGUUGCAGAGGGUCAAGCAAAGCGACUUCACGAACAUGCUGCACCUCAAGGAGCUGGGGCUCAACAACAUGGAGGAGCUGGUGUCCAUAGACCAGUUUGCCUUGAUCAACCUCCCUGAGCUGACCAAGCUAGAUGUGACCAACAACCCCAAGCUGUCCUUUAUCCACCCCAAUGCAUUCCACCACCUUCCCCAACUGGAAACCCUCAUGCUCAACAACAACGCCCUAAGUGCCUUGCAUAAGCAGACGGUGGAGUCCCUGCCCAACCUGCAGGAGAUCAGCAUCCACAGCAACCCCAUCCGCUGCGACUGCGUCAUCCGCUGGGUCAACAGCACGGAAAACCACAUCCGCUUCAUCGAGCCGCAGUCCACGCUGUGCGCCGAGCCCCUCAUCCGGGAUGGCCCCUUCCGGGAGAUGACGGACCAGUGCCUGCCCCUCAUCUCCACCAGGAGCUUCCCGUCCAGCUUAGAGGUGGCGGAUGGCGACAACGUCUCCCUGCACUGCCGGGCUCUGGCGGAGCCGGACCCGGAGAUCUACUGGGUCACCCCUUCGGGGGUGAAGCUGAUCCCCUACACAGAAGAUGGGCGGUACAGGGUGCAUCCCGAAGGGACGCUGGAGGUCCGUGGGAUCUCCGCUCGUGAGGCUGGGCUGUACACCUGCGUGGCCCACAACCUUGUUGGGGCAGACAUCAAGAGCAUCAGCAUCACGGUCAACCACUCCUUCCCGCUGAGCGAGGACAGCCUGGAGCUGGUGGUGGCGGAUGUCCAGGCCUACCAC